Molecule: messenger RNA, 1426 nt
Organism: Priapulus caudatus
Lineage: Eukaryota; Metazoa; Priapulida; Priapulimorpha; Priapulimorphida; Priapulidae
Product: high affinity copper uptake protein 1-like
Exons: 3
Coding region: 4-474 (156 amino acids)
Biological process (GO): copper ion transmembrane transport
Cellular component (GO): membrane
Molecular function (GO): copper ion transmembrane transporter activity
Source: RefSeq, a predicted model, not a curated record
UUAAUGUUUAUUUCUCACCUGCAGAUGUCUUUCCACGGAGGCUUCUCUGAAUUGAUAGUCUUCGACAUAUGGAGAGUCGAUACAAUGUCCGGUAUGAUCUGGUCCGCCCUAGCUGUGUUCACCCUGGCGCUGAUCUACGAAGGCUUGAAGAUUUGGCAAGAGAAUUUACUCAUGCAAGCGCAGAAGGCGUGUGUGCGCUAUACAGCAUAUGCACGAACCUCGAAAGAUCGGACCGUAUACUCAGAAACGCGGAGUCACGGAUCCUGCUGCUCGGGGCGGCUGUUCAGCGUGGUGCACGUGUUGCAGACACUGCUGCAUCUGAUACAAGUCAUCUGUAGUUAUUUUCUCAUGCUCGUCGUGAUGACGUAUAAUGCGUGGCUGUGCACGGGCGUUGUCCUUGGAGCAACCUUGGGCUUCUUUGUCUUCGGCUGGAAGAGAAAGGUCAUCGUCGACUCGAGCGACAUCUGUCACUGAAUGCACCAUAUUCUAGAUUACACGAGGCUCGUACAGGUCCUAGAAAACCAAGAAAAUUCCUGGAGAUUUUACUACGCCGCUUUCUAGAUCUUUGGGGGGUCUCACAACUUGAGUAGGUCUAUGGGUCUAUGCUAUAUGGUUCUGGAAUAUAGGCAAUGAUCGUAGCAAAUCCUUGCACACUAUAUUACGGCACUGUAUCGAGAUGUGCAACUAUUUCCCUUGUUCCCGCUGUCUCCGCCAGGGUUUGGAAUGAUACUAUUAUUUUACUCAAUGAAGCAGGAAAAGGGAAUAAUUAAAGCAAAGUAACGUGUUUUUGUAGCGUAUGCGACAUUUCAAGUUUGAAGGAAUAUGAUUAUAUAUGCUACAUUAAACUACAAAUAUAAUGUUGUUUUUUUAAUUUUAUCUACGUGCAAUGUUUUACUACAACCUAAACAUAAUUGGACAAUUGUGAAUCUAUGCGUUGUAGUUUCCUAUAGACUUCCGUCAAGGUUAUAACUUUAUGCAUUUAUUAGUAUACGUUUGUCUGUCUCUCACGUUAUUCCCUUCGAAAUUUGUUAUUUCAUACUUGUGAUGUCGAUAGCCCACUAUGUCGAUGUUGAAUUCACUGCUAAAAACUUUUGUAUAACCUACGUAUAUACCGUUUUGCUGCAAUUCAAUCCAGCUGCAUUUGAUCAUAAAUGUUACUUUAACUCGCGACUCUAGGUUUUGGUCAAUAUGAACUCUUCGCCUUGGUUCCACAUCCUUGCGGCACUACAACAGCAGCUAAGAUAGGAUAAUAUAGAUGUGUAACCACAUGGCGGCACAGUAAUUCAACAUAGGGGGGCCUAAAUCGUUGAAUAUAUCUGUGUUUAAUCGUUUUUUAACUAAUGUGAUAGUUUGCAUCUUAUUGGUUUUAACAUGAAAUAAUUAUAACUGAAAUAAACGAAGCCAAGCGCUUUAUAUUAUAAAAUUC